AUGGCUUGCUUUCCAAGAGUGUCUUCCCUGGACAGGUUGCAUCGCUGGGGUUUACAAGUUCCCUUAACCUGUGUUCUUUGCUCAAACGGUGAAGAAUCCCAUGACCACUUGUUCUUCCAAUGCUCCUUCUCCGGCUCCAUCUGGGUCUCUUUGGCUUCUCGUCUUGGGAACAACCCCCCGCUUGGUCUCUUAUCAAUCUCGCAAUGGAUUCCUCUUCUCUCUAUGCAACCGAGAAGCUUUUCCCAGGCUGUUGCAAAGCUCCUUCUUCAAGUCUCAGUGCAUCAUCUCUGGAGAGAAAGAAAUGCCCGCAUCUUCAACAUGGUGACUUCCUCUUCUUCUGAUAUCAAGGCUCGCAUCGAUCGCACAAUGUGGGAUCGACUCCUCUCCUUCCCGGCUCGGGGUUCUAUUGCUACUCCUUCUCUGCUUGAGUUUUAUUUUGGCUGUUUUGCUGAUUCGUUGUAA
Messenger RNA from Eutrema salsugineum, 462 nucleotides. RefSeq lists its product as uncharacterized. The record is from RefSeq and is a predicted model, not a curated record. The coding region runs from base 1 to 462 and encodes 153 amino acids. NCBI's taxonomy places the organism in Eukaryota, Viridiplantae, Streptophyta, Magnoliopsida, Brassicales, Brassicaceae. The transcript has a single exon.